CAGCACGACAUACAACCAUACGAGGAGUCUCACUCUCCGAUGUGAAUCAAAAUACUUGGCACUUCUGAAGUUCUGAUCACACUGACUCGGAGAGUCGGAGUUGAUGUUGAACCUCAACUUUGCUGACUCAAAAUUGAAAAUUCCAAUUGAAUCAAACAACAUAAAAAUAACCUGCAACUCUUGAAUUCUCGACCAUAACUACAAAAAUGGCGUCGAACUUAACCGAACCGUUUUCAAUUGAUCCAUUGUUUGACAAAGAACGCCAUGUUCGAUUUCUAGACAUGAUGUACGAGUUGCUGCCAAGCGAUUACGAGUCUCAAGAGAUCAACCAUCUCACUCUUGCUUACUUUUCUCUCUCCUCUCUCGACAUUAUUGGCUCCUUAGAUCGGGUUGACAAGAAGGCAAUUGUUGCAUGGGUGUUGUCAUUUCAGGUUCAUCAAAAAGAUCAAGAUGCAUUCAGAAACGGACAAUUUUAUGGAUUUCUUGGCUCGAGGUCAUCACAGUUUGCAGAUGUCCACAGGAAUUCGAAAUGUAACAGCAGUCAUUUGGCAAGUACAUAUAGUGCACUAGCCAUAUUAAAGAUAAUCGGCUAUGAUUUUUCUUUGUUUGAUUCUGAAUCCAUUGUGAAAUCUAUGAGAAAUCUUCAACAGCCUGAUGGGAGUUUUAUGCCCAUUCAUAUCGGGGCUGAGGCCGAUCUGCGAUUUGUAUAUUGUGCUGCUGCAAUCUCCUAUUUGUUGGACGACUGGACAGGAGUGGACAAAGAUAAGGCUAAGGAAUAUAUUUUGAAUUGUCAGUCAUAUGAUGGUGGCUUCGGUUUGUGUCCUGGUCUAGAAUCCCAUGGUGGUGCAACAUACUGUGCCGUUGCAUCUCUACGACUAAUGGGAUAUAUAGAAGAUGAUCUUCUCUCCAAGGGUGUAUCAACCUCAAUCAUAAACGUUCCCCUGCUACUCAGUUGGAUGAUGCAGAGACAAGCUGCAGAUGGUGGAUUUCAGGGAAGACCAAACAAACCCAGUGACACAUGUUAUGCUUUCUGGGUGGGUGGAGUGUUGAAGAUCUUGGGAGGUAGCAAAUUUGUUAAAAGGGAAGCCUUGCGUGAUUCACUACUGACUUGUCAGUCUGUGUAUGGUGGGUUCAGUAAAUUCCCUGGGGAAUUACCAGAGCUUUAUCACUCAUAUUACGGGUUCUCUGCGUAUAGUCUUUUGGAAGAACCUAGUCUGAACUCUCUGUGCAUUGAGCUUGGACUAACUAAGAGAGCUGCAUAUGGAACUUGAUGUAUGAACUCUUUCAUUCAACUUUGAUCUUCCUACGGAUUAACUUGAGGCGCGAGUUGUAUCAUGUCAUAUGUUGUACAAUAGAGAAUAGGUAGCAUGUAACUUCAAGGCUGGAUUAACUUUAGGUUGGCAGCAAAUGUUUGUUUCUUCCCCUGAUGUUUUGAGGGAAGUAAAAGAAAAGUUUUUGCAAGUAAUUUGUGCUUGAACAAUAUGUAUGUUCUCUAUUUAUUAUGGUAACUAAGGAAUUACAGAAUGUCUACGUCGAAAAUUGUACGAGGAAAUACAGAGAAAAUGUUGGAUUUGAUCA
Molecule: messenger RNA, 1578 nt
Organism: Spinacia oleracea (spinach)
Lineage: Eukaryota; Viridiplantae; Streptophyta; Magnoliopsida; Caryophyllales; Amaranthaceae
Product: geranylgeranyl transferase type-1 subunit beta
Exons: 11
Coding region: 207-1271 (354 amino acids)
Biological process (GO): protein geranylgeranylation
Cellular component (GO): CAAX-protein geranylgeranyltransferase complex
Molecular function (GO): CAAX-protein geranylgeranyltransferase activity
Source: RefSeq, a predicted model, not a curated record